AUGCCUGCCCACGGAUCGGGGCACAAACCUGGGGGCGUCCAUCACAGCCCCGCUGGUGUCAAAGGAAGCAUCUUUCAAGAGGAGCGGCAGUGCCAGCUGCCCUCCAGCAGAGACCUGGCAAAGCCGGGCAUCCCCAGCUCCCUGGCAUUGCUCCUGCGUGCGGGGGUGCUCCCACCCAUUCCCUCUGAUGUGGAUUCUCUGGUGUGCGCUAAGGGCUGGGUCCCCACUGUAGUCCCAACGCCCUGGUCCCCACGAGGAAGAGGAGGGGGCACGCAGAGUGCCCAGGGGAACAAGCAGAUACAGCGGGAACAAACAGCUGCCGCUCAGCCAGGAAGGCUCCUUGUGCGCUCCGCUGCCCCCUUAUCGCCGGGAUUGGCCCCUCCUGAUUGCGCGCCCUGUUCCCCGCAGAUUAAAUACACCGGCUUCAGGGACCGGCCGCACGAGGAGAGGCAGGCCCGCUUCCAGAACGCCUGCCGCGACGGCCGCUCCGAGAUCGCUUUUGUGGCCACAGGAACCAAUCUGUCUCUCCAGUUUUUUCCGGCCAGCUGGCAGGGGGAGCAGCGACAGACACCGACCCGGGAAUAUGUCGACUUUGAAAGAGAAGGAGGCAAGGUGUACUUGAAGGCACCUAUGAUUCUCAAUGGUGUCUGUGUAAUCUGGAAAGGCUGGAUAGAUCUACAGAGACUGGAUGGUAUGGGCUGCCUGGAAUUUGAUGAAGAGCGAGCGCAGCAGGAGGAUGCAUUGGCACAACAAGCCUUUGAGGAGGCUCGACGAAGAACUCGUGAAUUCGAGGAUAGAGACCGGUCUCAUCGGGAGGAAAUGGAGGCAAGAAGACAGCAAGACCCUAGUCCUGGCUCUAACCUGGGCAGUGGUGAUGAUCUCAAACUACGUUAAUCGGCGGCAGCAGGCGUCCCACGGGUCUGCACACAUGCAUUGCUUCUACUUGGCAAAGGAUUGAAUAAAAGACCAGAAACUGUGAUAACUGGGUAUAUUAUGGUCUGUUUCCUGACCUGCGGCAGUCAAAGUCACCACGAACUGCCAUGGUUUGCACUAUGUUUAUGUUACAAUACCUGCAUUUCCCAUUUGAAGCAUGUAGCCAGUGGCAAUUCAAAAUUUUGUUUUUCUAUGCAAACUUAUUUUUGUUGGCACUAUUUUAGUGAAAUGGAAACUUAUGCAGCUAUAAAACCAUUUUUCUCAACUGUAAUAAAAAUUGUCACUUAAAAAUAGGUCAAGAUAUUACAGAUUUAGAACAACUUUUGGUUUUGUUUUUGGGUGUUUUUUUUUGUAAACUGCUGGAAGCCAAUGCAUUCCAAGCUUAAUUUUUUAAUAUGGGCUUUUGGAAAUUUGAUUGUCCUUAUUGUGUUCCUGCUUUA
Molecule: messenger RNA, 1373 nt
Organism: Cyanistes caeruleus (blue tit)
Lineage: Eukaryota; Metazoa; Chordata; Aves; Passeriformes; Paridae
Source: RefSeq, a predicted model, not a curated record